This is a messenger RNA of Cynoglossus semilaevis (tongue sole), 1992 nucleotides long. RefSeq names its product hypoxanthine phosphoribosyltransferase 1 (gene hprt1). Bases 140 to 796 code for a protein of 218 amino acids. The transcript is spliced from 9 exons. Gene Ontology annotation, biological process: hypoxanthine metabolic process; purine ribonucleoside salvage; GMP salvage. Gene Ontology annotation, cellular component: cytosol. The record is from RefSeq and is a predicted model, not a curated record. Gene Ontology annotation, molecular function: magnesium ion binding; hypoxanthine phosphoribosyltransferase activity. NCBI's taxonomy places the organism in Eukaryota, Metazoa, Chordata, Actinopteri, Pleuronectiformes, Cynoglossidae.
GUCUCCACUCCACUUCCAUGCGUUAGUCACUGUCACAAGUGUGAAGCGUCAGCCGGGCCCUGCUCCAGCAGCCUCCUCUGAGAGUGUGUGAGGACACGGCAGCCUGCGGAAGACUGAAGGACCGAUAACGCAGACGGACAUGGCGACAUCCAGCUCUUGUGUUGUGAUCAGCGACGAGGAGCAGGGGUACGACCUGGACCUUUUCUGUAUACCAAAGCACUACAGCUCUGACCUGGAGAGGGUCUACAUCCCACAUGGACUCAUUCAGGACAGGACAGAGAGACUGGCCCGGGAAAUUAUGAAUGAAAUGGGAGGCCAUCACAUCGUGGCCCUGUGUGUUCUGAAGGGAGGGUACAAGUUCUUUGCCGAUCUGCUGGAUUACAUCAAGGCCCUGAACAGGAACAGUGACCGCUCCAUCCCGAUGACCGUGGACUUCAUUCGCCUCAAGAGCUACUGUAACGACCAGUCAACAGGUGAAAUCAAAGUCAUCGGCGGCGACGACCUGUCUACAUUGACGGGCAAAAACGUCUUGAUUGUGGAGGAUAUUAUUGACACAGGGAAGACGAUGAAAACGUUGCUGGAGCUUCUCAAACAGUACAAUCCAAAAAUGGUUAAAGUAGCGAGUCUGCUGGUGAAGAGAACGCCCAGAAGUGUCGGCUACAGACCAGACUUCGUUGGAUUUGAGGUCCCUGACAAGUUUGUGGUUGGAUAUGCAUUAGACUACAACGAGUACUUCAGAGAUUUAAAUCAUAUCUGUGUCAUUAGUGACACAGGGAAGGAGAAGUACAAAGCAUGAAGAAUAGCUGUUGUUAACAUUAGAUGAACGAUUUAUAUAUAUAUACAUAUGUAUAUAUAUAAAUUCUUUUUUAGACUAAUUUUACAUUAUUAUCGCUAAAUACUUGUCAGAAAUUUCGCUCGGCCUGCUCAGGAUCCCUGAGGCACACCUUGAUUUGCGUUGCUUUAACUGUCGUAUCAUUAUCCACACAACAGGGUAAAACCAUUUGCUUUUCACUGAACUGCAACUGUGUUAAACAGCAAUGGAGCCCAGCUUUGACUGACACACAAAAAAAAAUAGUUUUCUUGCCUUCACACUGUUAUUGUUUUAGUGACUUAAAUGUUUGAAGCAAUGCUGCUAACGUGAGAACAAUAUCACAACUGUUGUGGCUCAGUAAGAUGUUCUACAAUUCUACAACCUCAUGUUUUUGAUGUGUUCCUUUUGUCCUCAUUUACCUUUUUUUUAAAGUAGGUAAUCAUUAUGAGGACUCGCAAGUACUAUGUUGCAUUCUUCUUAUGUCUCUAUGUAUAUUUUGGGACAAAAAUCUUUUUUUAAGUGACUGUAUUGUGGUUGCAAAGUAAAUGGAAAAAGAAAAAUCUCUGCUUUUCCUAGAUAAAUACGGUGAUGUACUGAACACAAAAUAUCACUGUUCAAAGUAUCCCUGUUUACCCAUCUUUUAUUUGCGCUGUAAGAAUAGAGUUCUUUAUGCUGGAAAACAUGUAUAUAAUUGAAAAAAAAAAAGAAAUUAUCAAAAUGAUAAUAGCCUUUUGUUAGAAGGCUUUUGCUUGUGUUUAAAAUAUUUAAUUUGUUUCUACUUGUCUUUUAAUCAUUUAUUAUUUAAUUAAACCUUAAUUGAACCUCUCACGUCACAUAUGCCAUAUGAACGCGUUUCCACUGUGGAAAGCCAAUGUAAACAAUAUUGUCCAAACUGUUUUGGUUUUUUUUUAAGUGUUGACCACUGCUGUGACCUGAGACGUUAACAAAGGCAAAUGUACAUUUGGUUUUUAAACUGUAAAUAACAUUACAAUUUUCUGUGCCAACAAUUUGUUUCAACAUUUCUCGGCAAUCUGGUACUGACUCUACACACCUCAUCACGACAGUGAGUGAGGGACAAGGUGCAUGUUAACUACAUCAACACAACGCACUGGGGGUGGGGGGGGCGAGAGUUGAAGGUGUGAGCGAUUGAAUAUCUGCAAUAAAUAUUAUCUCUUAAACUA